Salvelinus sp. IW2-2015 is the source of this 3534-nucleotide messenger RNA. Its product is annotated as major facilitator superfamily domain-containing protein 12. The record is from RefSeq and is a predicted model, not a curated record. Lineage: Eukaryota; Metazoa; Chordata; Actinopteri; Salmoniformes; Salmonidae. Gene Ontology annotation, biological process: carbohydrate transport. Gene Ontology annotation, molecular function: symporter activity. Gene Ontology annotation, cellular component: plasma membrane.
CUGUUCUGAGGGGAGGGGGGUGCACUCAAUAUUAGUUCCUAAUGUUUUGUACACUUAGUGUAUAUUCCCUGUUACAAAAGACUGCUUUAUCACUUUGCCCUUUUAAGUAACAUACUGUAUGCUGGUGUCAUUGUGGUUAUGAGUCAAGGCCAUGUGACCCAGAAUGUAUUGUAAUGAGAUCAGUCAAAGAUGUUAGCUUUUUCUGGAAAAGUCGACAUGAGGGCAUUGGGUUAGGGUUGCUAAAAAAAACUAUGACAAUAUCAAUAGCAGCUAUGUGUGAACAUUUUCAUAAACGUCUCAAACUGAAAAGAGCAAUAUAGAUGUAAUUGAAAAUGUGUUUCACUAGACUAAAUGAAUGGAGCUAAAUUAAGUGGUUAAUUCAUUGGGUUAAAUUGAGAUGUUUCAUGUAGUAGAACUGUCUCCAACGUUGUUUUCCCAUUAUCAUUUUUAACAUAAAUCUAUUUGAUUUCCACUAUGUGCUGUCUGCUAUCGAGGGAGGUGGUAGAACUCUUUUCCACUUCUUUUCCUCAUAAUUUAACCCCUGGCUAUACUGUGAGUGCUUUGGUUAUACAAUAUUCAACAGUGACACAAUAUUCAAUACAACAGAAUGAAUAUGAGUUUCACCAAUACAAGAAGCAUUCAUGUCAUGAUCAUUCUGAUUCUUAACGGGCCAAUCUCCAUUGGGAUUAUGUGGUUUGAGCUCUGGUGCACCACUUGUCACUAGGUUUUACUCAAAUAACCCACAAAUGCAUAGGACUUUUGCAAUAUGAAAAUAUCACAGAUUGUAAUCACAUGAUGCUGUUGAUCAACCUGUAUGACAGUCUGUUUUCUGCAUGUUAUUUGAGCUAUUUCAGUGAAGUGAGAGGGAAGUGAAACACUGUAUGUAGGAGGCUCAGCCUGUUCAAGGCUAGAUUACAUUGAGUAGUCUGCACUUGGAUGAUAUUGGUUUCUACAGGACUGGAAAUGCAAAUUGGAGAACCAUGUCAAAUUCAUGGGUUUCGUUUUAACAGGCGGCAUUGAAGACAUKAGCACUCUAAACAUAAUUUUGGAUUAUGUUUAGAGUGGAUAGGAGUGGAUAGGAGUCUCUGGCCUGUGGGUGUAGGUUGAGACUCAGCCUGCGUAAAGUGUCUUUUGUUUUAGGACCUAGUUUGACCUAAUCCUAUGUUAAAUCGUUUCAGCUGAUCAAGCAGGGAAACAGUUUGAUGUAAUCCUAAUUUGGCUGGUUUCAGUUUUCUAGCAAUAUUGUUGAGCGUUUUUGGAGUUGCCUUGCGCAAUUAAGAAGUGUAUCCUUAGCUCGUUUUUGGGGAUAUGAAAGGAACUUAUUUUUUUUAUCACUGAUAUUGAAGUGAAAUAGUUGGUAACAGUUAUGUCUGACCAGUUGCUCUCUAAUGAGCGGUCUUUACCCCUCUUCAGGCGGUUGUGUUACGCAGCUGGUCACUUUUUGAACGACCUUUGCGCGUCAUUAUGGUUUACCUACCUAUUGGUCUACUACCAUUCCGUGCUUGGGUUCAAGAGCACAUAUGCAGGUGUAUUGCUGUUUAUAGGUCAAAUAGCGGACGGUGUCUCCACGCCCCUUGUCGGUAUCGAGUCGGAUCGAACAGCUGGAUGUGGAGCAUAUGGCAAAAGAAAAACUUGGCAUUUAGUCGGCACUAUCAGCGUACUUAUCUCCUUUCCCUUCAUAUUUAACCCGUGUCUGGGAUGUGGUGACAACACUCCACAGUGGGUGUGGCUCACCUAUUUCACCCCCUUCAUCAUCAUCUUCCAGUUUGGCUGGGCCGCCACCCAGAUCUCCCACCUGUCACUCAUCCCAGAGCUGGUGUCCAGUGAGCAUGCCAAGGUGGAGCUCACUGCCUACAGGUAUGCGUUCACGGUGGUGGCCAAUAUUACAGUGUAUGCUGUGGCCUUGUUACUCUUUCACUUCCAGGCCCAGCAGACUGGAGAUCCCUCUGUCACUGACAGCUUGGGCAUUGUUGACAUCCCCAUAUUCAGGGAUCUGUCCCUCAUUGUGCUGGGGAUCGGGGCAGUGUUUUCUUUCGUCUUCCACCUGGGCACCCGAGAGAGGGUUCCUCACAGGGAAGAGCCAGGCUCGCAGAAUGAUGAGAGUCAACCCCUGAUCUCCCCAACUUCCCUUAACACUAUACCCCAAUCUCUCCUCCAAUGGAAUCAUUGGCUGAAGGAGCCUUCAUUUUACCAGGUUGCUUUUCUGUACAUGUGCACCAGGUUGAUAGUCAACUUGUCCCAGACCUACGUUUCCAUGUAUCUCAUCAACUCCUUAUUGCUACCAAAGAACUUCAUUGCCACCGUUCCUUUAGUGAUGUAUGUCAGUGGGUUUGUGUGCUCUCUGGUCAUGAAGCCAAUCAGCAAGCUUGUAGGCAUUAGUAUGACUUAUUUGCUAGGCCUUGUGCUGAUCCUGGGGUUUUCCUCCUGGGUGUUGGUGGGCAUGAACAUAGGGAGGCUGAUCUAUGGAGCUGCUGUACUGCUGGGUGCAGGCUCUGCCACCAUCCUGGUCAUGUCGCUCUCCAUGACGGCCAAACUGAUUGGAGAACAGACGCAAAGUGGGGCCUUUGUGUACGGGGCGAUGAGCUUCACAGAUAAGGUGGCCAAUGGCAUUGGUGUCAUCAUAAUCCAGAGACUGCAUCCCUGCAAUUCACAAGACAGCUGUCCAGAAAGUGUGUGGUUCUAUCGAGAUGUCAUGGUGAUUGUGACCGGGGGUGUGGCCUUAGCAGCAGCAUUUUCCCUAUGCACCCUCCUCAUCUGGCCUAUUAGGAUCCGCCAACGUUUACCCAGUACUUCUGUCCAGAUGGAGGCAGAAGACAACAGAGAAUGAGGCUACACAGGAGUCAACUSAAGAAUAGAGAUUCAUUACACUGAUUAAUCUGUGGGGAAAACAUUGCACCUGUUCACAGGACAAAGACCAGGAGAUUUUCAGUAUACCCAUUGGAAAUAAAACAGAAACUUUACAGCAAGACUAACACCACCAUAUCUAUCUAUACCUUUUAACCAAUUUAGAUGUAAUGCAUUUAUGGGGAAUUUAUGGAGGGAAAUAAUUUUUACAAUGUUUAUUUAACUAGGCAAGUCAGUGAAGAACAAAUCCUUAUUUACAAUGAUGGGUACCAAUAAAUGGGUACAAUAUUCUACUUUAUAAUAAUACUGCGUACUGUAGGCCUACUUACAUGUCAAUGUUUUACACUUAAAAGGGAAUCACUUUUUUCUCCCUUUUUCUUCCAUAGAUGUUCUGAAAUAAUACUUAACAGGUGUAGUGACUGUCUCCAUUAUUUCCUUCAGAUUUUCAAUGUACAGAUUUUGAAAUUGUCAGUCACGCAGAGAUGUAAACUGUAUUUUUAUGAUUCUUUUCAUAUUUAAAAUGUUAAUGUCUUGUUUCCUUUAAGAUUUUGAGAGCUUUUGGACACAUUUGCCUGAUGCAUGGUGGAAAAAAUGACCACAAUGCCUAGUUUCUGAUGAAGAUGAGUUCUCAGAGGAAUAAACAUUUACAUCUCACUCACAUCUUCACUGAGAGAGAUGAGACAAUCAUCA